Mangifera indica (mango) is the source of this 1576-nucleotide messenger RNA. RefSeq names its product UV-B-induced protein At3g17800, chloroplastic-like. NCBI's taxonomy places the organism in Eukaryota, Viridiplantae, Streptophyta, Magnoliopsida, Sapindales, Anacardiaceae. The transcript has 4 exons. Bases 164 to 1411 code for a protein of 415 amino acids. The record is from RefSeq and is a predicted model, not a curated record.
CGCCAUCACAAAAAGUCCAGCUCAAGAAUCGUAUCCAAGUCUCAAUUGAACUUCUCGAUUUUUCUCUCCGGUUCUCUCUGUACAUUGCACACGCUAGGGCUUAUUUGGCUUCUCUUCUCUUCUUCGUUACUAGAUUCGUGUUUCAAUUCAAGAAUUUUUUAAGAUGGAUGCAACCACGGCAAGUGUGGUUCGAUCUUCAAUCGGCAUCAGUAGACACGGUUCGUUUACUAGAUCAGCUUGUUUGUCUGCUAACGGUCCCGAUUUCGUGCGUUUCGGUACUGUUUCACACUCGCCAAUCAGGCAUCAUUCUUCAGUUUUGUUCUCAAAGCCGUUGCAUAGGAGAAUAGGUAGAGGAAGUAGGAGAUGUGUGGCCAUUAGAGCGUCUUCAUCUCCAGACUCAGCUGGGUCAAUUGCUCCACUUCGGCUGGAGUCUCCUAUAGGACAGUUUUUGUCUCAGAUCUUGAUAAGUCACCCGCAUCUUGUUCCUGCAGCAGUUGAGCAGCAACUUCAGCAGCUUCAAACUGACCGUGAUGCUGAGACGAAGGGAGAACCCUCUGCUUCUGGUACUGACCUGGUUUUGUAUAGGAGAAUCGCAGAGGUGAAGGCUAAUGAAAGGAGAAAGGCUUUGGAGGAGAUUUUAUAUGCAUUGGUUGUACAGAAAUUCAUGGAUGCUAAUGUUUCGUUGAUACCUUCAAUUGCCCCCUCUUCUUCUGACCCUUCUGGUCGGGUGGACACAUGGCCAAACCAUGAUGAAAAGCUUGAGCAGCUUCACUCUUCUGAAGCCUAUGAGAUGAUCCAGAACCAUCUAGCUCUCAUUCUUGGUAAUCGGUUGAGUGACUCAAACUCUGUAGCAGAGAUAAGCAAGCUCAGGGUUGGACAAGUCUAUGCAGCUUCAGUGAUGUACGGAUACUUCCUAAAGCGUGUUGAUCAGCGGUUUCAGCUUGAAAAUGCCAUGAAAAUUCUUCCACAUGCAUCAGAUGAAGAGACUACUAUUCAACAAGCUGUGGACAACAAGAGACCAGGCAGUGAGGGAUCUUAUGAAGCUGUCUCUUCAGACCCUGAAGUCUCAUCCUGGGCUGGUGGCAUGAGUACUGGAGGGUUUGGUUAUGGGAUAAAGGCCUCUCGGUUGCGAACGUAUGUGAUGUCUUUUGAUGGUGAGACACUUCAAAGAUAUGCAGCUAUAAGAUCCAAAGAGGCUGUUAGCAUCAUUGAGAAGCACACUGAAGCACUAUUUGGCAGAUCGGAGAUUGUUAUUACACCUCAGGGUACUGUUGAUUCUUCAAAUGAUGAACUCCUCAGGAUCAGCUUUGGUGGUUUAAAGAGACUUGUUCUGGAGGCUGUGACUUUUGGUUCGUUCUUGUGGGAUGUAGAAAGCUAUGUGGAUUCGAGGUACCAUUUUGUCAUGAAUUAAAUUAUGUUUUCACCUUCAACCAUACAAAAACAAAGUCUAUCUUAUAGUCUCAACUAACCAAACUGAACUGUUAUAGCUGAGGUCUACUGACGAUAGCACAUACCUAAUAAUUUGUGCCAAUUGGUUUGCAAAGAGGUGCUAUAUUACAGUUUGCUUCUUGAGUUA